Molecule: messenger RNA, 381 nt
Organism: Suillus bovinus
Lineage: Eukaryota; Fungi; Basidiomycota; Agaricomycetes; Boletales; Suillaceae
Exons: 2
Coding region: 1-381 (126 amino acids)
Source: RefSeq, a predicted model, not a curated record
AUGGCGCUAGAUCAUUAUCUACCAGCGCAAGGCCACCUGUUUGAUAUUCCGACUGACCACAAUGAUCCCACCGUACACUCAAGCCUUGACCACGCCUUCUGUCUAUGGGACAUCGGCGGCAUUCCAUGUGGCGCGUACAUCAGCGUCUUUGAUCUUUCAAAACACAUGCGCAUGCAUGGAGUGAAGGGGCCUGGGGAUUUGGAAAUCCAGUGCGCAUGGGAUGGCUGCACAAGAGCCCCCAUGAAGCGGGAGAGCGUUGUUCGUCACAUCGAGGAAGUGCAUGUCCAAGUCAAAUACACAUGCAACCAAUGCUGGGCUUCUUUCUCUCGUAAAAAUACGCUUAAAUCUCAUAUCUCAAAGGCUCAUUCACAUGCAUCCUAG